ACGUGACACUCGUCGAGCCACCACCACUUGUUCUUCUUUCCUUCUCCGCCUCCGCCUCUCCUCCAUUCCUCCCCUCAUUCCCCUCCUCCGAUCCGAAUGGCGCCUCCGCAACCCGCUCCCGGCGGCCUCCCGUAGCCUCGGACCGCCCCUCAUCCGCCCCGCGCGCGGCUUGCCUUGUCUCGCUUCGUUUCUGUCUAAGCUAAGGCUCUUCAUAUUCAGUUUAUGUUGACAGUACUUGGGAGUUGGGAUGCGAUUUGUCCCACUAUAGGAGGAGUUUUCGUCGUUUCCGUUUCAGCACAGUUGUGUUUACUCUGCUUGACGUUUGGAUUAGAUGUCGUUUCGUAGCAUUGUGCGUGAUGUAAGGGAUAGCUUUGGGAGCUUAUCUCGAAGAGGGUUUGAGGUGAGGUUUCUCGGCCACCGCAGAGGGAAAUCUCAUAGUGCUGUCCAUGAAUUGCAUGACCCAGCACCUGUGAUCCAGAGUAGUUGCUGGGCUAAUUUGCCUCCAGAAUUGCUUCGAGAUGUGAUCGAGAGGUUGGAGGCCAGUGAGGCUACAUGGCCUUCCAGGAAGAACGUAGUCGCUUGUGCGGCUGUCUGUCGAACCUGGAGAGAGAUGUGUAAAGAGAUCGUUAAGAAUCCGGAAUUUUGUGGAAAGAUCACCUUUCCUGUUUCCCUGAAGCAGCCUGGGCCCCGAGAUGGAACUAUCCAGUGCUUCAUUAAAAGGGAUAAAUCUACCCAAACUUACUACCUAUAUCUGUGUCUUAGCUCAGCUGUGCUUGUUGAAAGUGGCAAGUUCCUUCUAUUGGCGAAAAGAUACUCCCGCCCAACCUGUACAGAAUAUACAAUAUUUAUGAAUGCUGACAAUACAUCUAGGUCAAGCAACAUGUACAUUGGAAAAUUGAGGUCAAAUCUUCUCGGCACAAAAUUUGUAAUAUACGAUACCCAGCCUCCAUGCAACAUACCGAGUGUUUCACAGCCAGGGAAAACAAGUCGUAGGUUCUACUCCAGGAAGGUGUCACUGAAGGCCCCAUCCAGCACCUACAGCAUAGCGCAGGUGUCUUAUGAGCUGAACGUCUUGGGGACUCGGGGCCCUAGGCGGAUGAACUGUGUGAUGCACUCCAUACCUGCCUCAUCUCUUGAGGCUGGUGGCACUGUCCCAUGCCAGCCGGACAGUGUCCUUGCUCGCUCCAUUGAUGAGUCAUUUGGCAGCAUCUCCUUUUCCAAGUCAUCAAUUAGGGAUCGCUCCAUUCGUUUCAGCAGCACUCGAUUCUCGGACAUCUCAGUAGGUUGCUCCAGGAAUGGAGGCCAGACAUUGGGUGAUAACAAUGAGUCCAAGGAGUGUCCACUAAUUCUCCGCAAUAAAGCUCCAAGAUGGCACGAACAGUUGCAGUGUUGGUGCCUCAACUUUAAGGGCAGGGUGACUGUUGCAUCUGUCAAGAACUUCCAGCUUGUUGCUUCGACACAACCUGCUGCUGCAGCUCCAGCCCCGUCGCAGCCCGCCCCAACACUUCCAUCUGAGCAUGACAAGGUGAUACUGCAAUUCGGGAAGGUUGCGAAGGACAUGUUCACAAUGGACUACCGUUACCCGCUGUCAGCCUUCCAGGCCUUCGCGAUAUGCCUGAGCAGCUUCGACACCAAGCUGGCCUGCGAAUAAAACCAUCAGCGCUGCAGCAUCGUCGUCAGUUCUGUAAGAGACCGUCGGCCCCCUCAAAUUUAUCUGGGGCCGCCACAGUUGUUAUCUGUUGUUGUUGUUGUCCUAUUAACCUGUAGUUGUCACUAGAAAACCGUUGUUUUAGCCAAUUUCUUCUGAUUCAUAGCUGCCACAGCUGCUGUUGCUCUGUUGUACCCCUCAUUUGUUUUGGUUGUAAUGUAAUAGCUUGCUUUGCGGCAUCUUUGCCUCCCCUGUAAUAACUAGCAAACUUAACCGAGAAGAGUUUCACAUAUCCAUCUACUGCUAGGUUUCAGUUU
Brachypodium distachyon (stiff brome) is the source of this 1965-nucleotide messenger RNA. Its product is annotated as tubby-like F-box protein 14. The record is from RefSeq and is a predicted model, not a curated record. Gene Ontology annotation, molecular function: protein binding. Lineage: Eukaryota; Viridiplantae; Streptophyta; Magnoliopsida; Poales; Poaceae. The transcript is spliced from 5 exons. The coding region runs from base 332 to 1651 and encodes 439 amino acids.